Messenger RNA from Populus trichocarpa (black cottonwood), 849 nucleotides. RefSeq lists its product as uncharacterized. The transcript is spliced from 2 exons. The record is from RefSeq and is a predicted model, not a curated record. NCBI's taxonomy places the organism in Eukaryota, Viridiplantae, Streptophyta, Magnoliopsida, Malpighiales, Salicaceae. Bases 140 to 535 code for a protein of 131 amino acids.
AAUGAGAUAUUUUUAAGAGAAUUUCCAAGCCCACUAACCGACCUGUCAAGCAAACCACUGUAGCAAAUUUCCUUUCACUGGAAAAGAGGAUUGUCUUGCUUUCUCGAUAGUCACUGAGAGAUCAGAAGAAAGAAAAGAGAUGGCUUUUACUCUUCACCACUAUACACUCCCUUUCUCACCUUUUCUCCAUCAAGACACAAACUUCUCUCUUCAAUCUUACCAGAAGCUCACCAUAGAAUCACAAAGAUUGCCGAUAACUCAUUGCUCCAUAAACCAGAAUAACAACAAAACUCUCAGAACAUGCAAGAACUGUAAAACCCAGUUCGACCCUUCCCUUAACCACCCUCGAGCUUGUCGCUUCCACACUUCUCAUUUUGGAGGGGAAACAAAGAGGAAGUUUGAGAGUGUAUACACUGGAGGCACUAUGAGUACUCCUGAUUCUGGCCAAGUUUUUCAAUAUUGGCAUUGCUGUGGGUCUGAAGAUCCCUUUGAUCCAGGAUGUACUGCUGCUCCUCAUUCCUCCUAUGAUGACUGAUGUAGAAGACACUCUUACAAGCGAUGCAGCUGAUAUAUAUAGAAUAUUAUCGAUUAUUACGAAUUUGACUGCAUAUGCAUGUUUCAUUCAUCCUUUGUAGAAAAUAUAUACUGAGGCAAUCCACACGCAUUAUCUUUUCAUUCAACAGCUUGGAUAGGACUUUUAACACAGCUCCAGCGCCAAUAUGCACACAACACUGGUAGUGUACACAGUGCGCAGAUUAUAAGGACCUCUGACUUGUAUUGCCUUGAGUUAAAUACAAUAGGCUUGAAUUGAAUAAAUGGAAAUGCGAUCCGAAUGCUGUGGGUUAGAAA